Molecule: messenger RNA, 1757 nt
Organism: Coffea eugenioides
Lineage: Eukaryota; Viridiplantae; Streptophyta; Magnoliopsida; Gentianales; Rubiaceae
Product: DEAD-box ATP-dependent RNA helicase 36
Exons: 6
Coding region: 84-1637 (517 amino acids)
Molecular function (GO): RNA helicase activity; nucleic acid binding; ATP binding
Source: RefSeq, a predicted model, not a curated record
ACAUGAAACGACCCCGUCUGGACCAAACCAAAUACUCUCAAAUCUACAAAGGACAAAACCCGGCACCUCUCUAGUGGAUCACCAUGGAAGAAGUCAUCCUAGUGGAUCAAAACUUCCCCUUGUUUUCCCGCCGUGGUAAAACCAACAAAGCUACUCCCUCCCAAAUUAACCCCGCCCCACCUGUUACCGCCGCCGCCUCCACCACCACCCUGCAAGACCUCAAACCGCUCCUGCAGAAGGAAACCGAUUCCGACGACCCUAUUCCCACUACUCCCAACCACAUCUCCUUCUCCGACUUGGGCCUAGCUGAAUGGGCCGUCCAGACCUGCAAAGAACUCGGAAUCAAGAGACCUACUCCGGUACAGCGCCACUGUAUCCCUCGAAUCCUCGCCGGCCAGGACGUCUUGGGCCUGGCCCAAACCGGCAGCGGCAAGACCGCCGCUUUUGCGCUCCCCAUACUCCACCGCCUGGCUGAGGACCCUUACGGGGUGUUCGCUCUGGUGAUUACUCCCACCCGGGAGCUGGCUUACCAGCUGGCGGAGCAGUUCCGGGCACUGGGGUCGGGCUUGCACCUGCGCUGCGCCGUGGUUGUAGGUGGGAUGGAUAUGAUCAACCAAGCCCAGACGCUGAUGCAGCGGCCCCACGUGGUUAUAGCAACUCCCGGAAGGAUUAAGGUUCUCAUUCAGGAGAAUCCUGAUGACGUCCCUGCUGUUUUUUCCAAUACCAAGUUCUUAGUUUUAGAUGAAGCGGACAGAGUGCUUGAUGUGGGCUUCGAGGAGGAACUCAGAGUAGUCUUCCAGUGCUUGCCAAAGGAUCGGCAAACUCUGCUUUUCUCUGCUACCAUGACCAGUGAUCUACAAACACUAAUGGAGCUUUCUGCAAAUAAGGCAUACUUUUACGAGGCAUAUGAAGGAUUCAAGACAGUGGAGACUCUUAAACAGCAAUACGUUUUUAUCCCAAAAAAUGUGAAGGAUGUUUAUCUCCUAUACAUUCUAUCCAAAUUGGAAGAUAUGGGUGUUCGCUCGGCCAUCAUUUUUGUUUCCACCUGCAGGAGUUGUCAGCUUCUAAGUUUGUUGUUGGAAGAACUUGAUGUUGAAGCUGCAGCAUUGCAUUCCUUCAAAUCCCAGUCUUUGAGGCUUUCUGCAGUACAUAGAUUCAAAUCUGGGCAGGUUCCUAUAUUGCUAGCAACAGAUGUUGCAAGUCGGGGUUUAGAUAUCCCAACCGUUGAUCUUGUCAUAAAUUAUGACAUCCCAAGGUUUCCACGCGAUUAUGUUCAUCGUGUAGGGCGCACUGCAAGAGCAGGGAGAGGGGGGCUUGCUGUUAGUUUUAUUACCCAGAAUGAUGUUGAUCUUAUUCACGAAAUUGAAGCUGAACUUGGAAAACAGUUGGAGGAAUUUGAGUGCAAGGAAAAGGAUGUUCUUGCUGAAAUUACAAAGGUUUACAAGGCCAAACGAGUGGCAACCAUGAAGAUGAUGGAUGAAGGAUUUGAGGAGAAAGCAAAAGCACGGAAAGCUCAGAAGUUGAAGGCACUAGCAGAGAAAGGACUAUUGAAAAGUAGUAAAAAGCGAAAAAGGAAGAAGGGGGUAUCUGAUCAAUUGGUGGAAGUUAAGAAAGCUUACUUUCACCAUCUUCCCUAAUUUUAUACGUGCUCACACAUAAUUAAGUCUAUUAAGAGCUAUCUUUUGCGCAGCCUUGUUUGGAUUGUGGUUUUCGGAGAAAAUUUUUUACGUUUUUCGUGAACACAUUUUCUAAUCAUC